Astrephomene gubernaculifera is the source of this 1594-nucleotide messenger RNA. Lineage: Eukaryota; Viridiplantae; Chlorophyta; Chlorophyceae; Chlamydomonadales; Astrephomenaceae. The record is from the annotation of a GenBank genome assembly.
ACGUAAUCCUUAAUUCAGACAAAAGAAGUCAGGGUGCAGUUGUUGGCAGCUUAAGACAACUUGCGGCUCAUGCAAAGAGGUCGACCACGCUCUCCAGAAAGAUGGGGCGGAAGUCCUCAGGGCCCCGGAAGGGAUUAUGACCGUAGUCCAUCCCGAUCACGGAGCCGCUCUAGGUCGCCUCGCGGCGGUGGUGGAAGGUACAUGGGCGGUGGACGCGGUCGCGGCGGCGGCCCCGGGCCAGGUGCUGGCUACCGUGGCGGGCCCCCGCCUCCCCAGCGCUACACCGGACCUGGGGCCGGACCCAGCCCCAGUCGUGACAGCCGCAGCGAUGACAGCGCGUCAUCAUCAUCUUCUGGGGACUCAGCAGAGGAUCGACGCGGGCGCCGACGAGGGGGUGGCAGGGGCGGAGGUGGACGCCACCGCGGCGGCCCCGCGGAUACCGCUCCCCUAGGAGCCGGAGCCGGAGGAGCAGCAGGAGGCAGCGGGGGCGGCUCUAGAGGAGGAUUAGGAGGAGGCGGUGGUGGAGGUGCUCGUGGUGGCGGGGGUGGGGGUGGGUUGGCUGCGGACAGGGAGGUGGAGCUGCAGCAGCGGCUAGCUGAGGUGGAGGGGCAGCUGGCGGCUGUGCGGGCGGCGCAUGAGGCAGACAGGAAGAAGCUGGAGUUUGUGAGCGACAAGGUUCGUGCGGUUGCCGAGCGCUCCAAGAACCGGGGCACCAUGCUGGUGCGGCUGGUGGCGGCGUUGAAGCGAGUGGACGGCGCGAGGGCGGGAGUGGAGGCGGCGCAGGCGGAGCUGGGGCGGGCGCAGGAGGACUUGGCGGUGGUAGUGCAGCAAGCCACGGUGCUGGUGGAGGGCGAGGAGGCCGCGUUCGCCAGCAAGCCCGCGGAAGCAGUCGCACAGCAGCAGCAUCCGCAACACCAGCAGCAGCAGCAACCGCACCCCGCUGCAGCGGGAGCAGCAGGCCCCCCGCCGCCGCCGCCACCGGGGGAACCCCCGGGCGCUAAUGGUCACUCGAGUGGCCAGGGGGCGACCCAUGGGUCAGGGGCGGCGGCUGCGGAUGUACGGAUGGGCGAGGCGGCAGCGACGUGGGAGGAGGCGGGAGCUGGGGGCGGCGGCUGGAGUGAGGCGGGUGUGGUUGGCGGCGGGGAUGGAAGGCCGAAGGCGCUCAGUUUUAAGCUCAAGAUACCUACCAACGUAUGAAGGGAUUGCCAUACGGUGUGGGUGUGACGCUAUGACGUGACACAACAUAGAGGCUUGGCUUGCAGAUGUACUUAGAGUGACGGUGACAAUGAGGAGAUGGCUGAUAGAUCCCAGGACGGGGGGUGGAUGAGGGGCACGUGUGGCAUAGGGUACAAUGUUUGGUGUGGGGCUAGCUCCAUGCGAUGGUCAUGUAGGUGCAGGGGGAUGGCAUGCUGGUUGACGUGACAUCACGUGGUUGCCGGCGCCAGUAUGGCGAUGUUGGCAUGGCGUAUGUACGGGCGCGCGAAGGGUGGCCAUCGCAUUGAACAAGCGUUGGGCCGUGCUGAAAAAUUGGUUGUUACUGGUGUAGGGCUGGGGCAACUGCUGGUGCGCAACAUGUGAUUGUGAAGCCUGGUAG